This is a messenger RNA of Pecten maximus, 3874 nucleotides long. RefSeq names its product E3 ubiquitin-protein ligase RNF6-like. Lineage: Eukaryota; Metazoa; Mollusca; Bivalvia; Pectinida; Pectinidae. The record is from RefSeq and is a predicted model, not a curated record. The transcript has 9 exons. The coding region runs from base 290 to 1132 and encodes 280 amino acids.
AAAAAUUCUUAUACAAAUAUGAAAAGUGAUCAAAGGGAAAAAAUGUCAGGUUGGUUUGAUGAUGGCUUUUCUAGAAUGACAGAAUCAGAAUGGUCACCAACUGUGAGAGAAGAGUCAAGGUCACAUUCAAGAAAAAUGGCUGCAGAAAGGUCCAGGCCAAUUCAAACUGCAGCAUUAGAAGCGAGGGCGCACAAAAACAAAAGAACACAUCCAAGUUCUGGAACAGAUCCAGGGUCACUCACUUAAACCUCAGGAUGGCAGUCCGAGCCAGCCAAUCAUAUGUGAGAAUAUGCCAGAUAGCACAGCCCCACAAAGUCAGAUAGAGCAGGUAGAAGGGGACGAAGAGUUAGCCAAAAAGUUACAGGAGCAAAUGGACAUGGAGUUUGCCAUGUCCCUCCAGAACCUGGAGAACCAGCCGCCAGUGUUUGGUGCAGGGGCUUUCCCACACCAUGAUGUGGCCUCACCCAACCCUGCUGUUGCCUACAAUAGGGGUCCCAUGGCUGUGGGGCAGGGGAGGUGGGCCACCACACAGAGGGGCCGGACAACAUCACGCUAUCCUGAUUUAGAUGAGGUAGAGGCUUUACUUCGUGACCUUGAUGAACCUGAGGAACGAUUACUUCAGCAUUCCCCACAGGGUCGACCAAUGACACGUAAUGGGGCUUGGACGCAACAAACAGGUCAACAUUUUCUGGAAGACAUUGCUCAUCUCAACAGCAGCCUGUUGUCAAUGUUAGAGGGAGGCAGUCCAUUUAUUGGCCAACCUGUAGCACGACACUCACGGUCUCGGCGAAGAGGACAGAGACGAAACACCAACCCACGUGGAUUAGAUAUUGGCAGUCCAGCAGAUGGCAAUGACUAUGAGGAUCUGUUAAAUCUAGCAGAAAUGCUGGGUGAUGUAAAGAACAAGGGUUUGACUGAGGCACAGAGCUCCAGGCUUCCUGUACGUACAUACCAGGCUAACGGUGACAAACAGGAUUCCGAAGACUGUCUCAUCUGCAUGUGCGAGUAUGACCAGGGUGACAGACUGAAAAUGCUUCCAUGUUUCCAUGAGUUCCAUUCCCAGUGUAUCGAUAAGUGGAUCAUGGGAAAUGCCAGCUGCCCAGUUUGUCGCGUAGAAGUCAAAUUAACAUAAAACAGUUAUUGAUGGACACAUAAUAGACAAAGUUUAGUGGAUCUGAGGUACUGAAUGAAGAAGAAAGACAUUGAGGAAUGAUCAUGAAGUGCUAUGAAUCUCUGUUUAGUUGUUAGAAGGAAUGUUCCUAGUGGACAUUUAUCUUCUCUCUACCAGAAAGAUAAUUGUUGCCAUGCACAAUGAGAUAAUCCUGGUUGUUGAAUGACUAAUACUAUUGACUGAUUCGCUGGGAUUGUUACAUAAAAUUCUCACAUGUUGCUGGUAUUAGAUAUAAUGUUUGAACAAUUUUCUAUCUUGGUAUGACAUUUUCUUGUGUGAUCUGAACUUUGUGAGUGAACAAUAUCUCCCACUGUUUGGGCCUUUAUGUUGGAAAGCUUACUUCACUUUGCCAUGGACAUUAAAUUAAAGAUUUAUAUUUAUGGUGACUUGUGUAAAAAUAAGGAAUUUGAUCUGUACGGAACUAUUAAUACCAAAUUUAAACCAUUAAUAUUCAUAUUUAUUAUGUACAAGAGUAUCAAAUUCAGAUUUGCCUCUUAGAGGACAACUUUCAAAUUAAAGUGCAAUGUUUAUUACUUGAAAUAAUUAACAAAAAACAGAUAACAAAAAAAAAUGCACACUUUUAUAAAUGAUACGGGUCUUUGGACCUCUUACUUUAAUGCAAUUUUGUGAUUCCUACCAGAUGUCUGUUGUAACAUAUUUAUUAUCAGUGUUUGUUUAGGAUUGGUAUUUUUAUACGAUAGUACACAUUUUAUCACUCUGUCUGUUGUAUGUUAGUACAGUACCUCUGUUGAGUAGUGUUUUAUGGCUGUGUUUGGCAGCACACGGAUGUGCCACUAGACUAGGAUUGUACCUCUGUAAUAAAAAUCGACAGUGGGUGGAGUUACCGAAACCCAAAGGUUGUACUCUCUCCCAACCAACUCUUAGGAAACUUCAUGGACAUGAUAUAUAGUAGCUUAGGUAGUUGUGCUCUUGUGAUUUUCCUUUCUUUGGACCCAUGACCCUUUAAUGAAAUUCUUUCCACAAAUUACAUGUGAAUUGACUGAAGUAUUUCUGGUGUUGAUUGAUGUAUAUACUACAGAGCUUUGAUACCUUCUCACAUGCAAUGCUACAUUGUAGAUAUUAAUCUGAUAAUUGUAUUGUUGGAAAUCUAUCUAGUUUAAAAUUCUGACACGUUUGAAAUUAAAUUCUUUUUAGCAAAAAUCUAUCGGCUGAAGCUUCUUAAAAGUAGAAAACAGAGUCACACAAAUUUGAAGAAAAAAACAACAACAUUUUCUUUUCUCAUUUUCUAAUAUUUAUUUGGAAUUAGGGAAUAAUAAAAUGGCUUGUGGCUAUUAUGUUGAGAUCUAUCCAUUCAGAUUUUUUUACUAAAAAUGUCUCCAUGAAACGAACAUAUACAUGUAUAAUAUAAUAAUUUGUAUGUAGAAUAACUCAUAGUUAUAGCUUAGAUGAUAUCCCUAUGUUGAUAUAUAUAUUUUUUUUAAUCCUUGUGUGCAAUAUCUACGUUAUUGAACCAUACAUAUCUAGUAGAACUCUGUAGUACAUGACAUGUGUUGUCUAAGCCAAUCUGAAGUUGCAGGAUAACAGGAGAACUUUUCAAGGUUAAUACAAAGAAGAUCAGAGUAUAUUAUUGAAAUAACUAGAAUUUGUUGUGCAAAGAUAUGUUUUAUGGUGUUGGAAGCAAUCGUGUCUAAAUGUAGUAUCCAUAUAUGUUGAAAUCUUCAGGACUUUUUGUUCUCCUAAUCAAUGCAUUUGUUAUGUUUUUUUUAUUGUUGGAUAUACAUGUACAACAUAAAAACUCAAUAGAAGAAAGAAAAAAUUGACUUUAGUAACCCAUUUAGGCGUCGAAAUACUACACUACCACCACAGCCUUCCAAAAGUGGACAAUUUAAUUUUGCAAUGGUAAACAAUCCAAACAUUUUUAUACAUGUAGUGAUACAUCAUACUUUAAUCGUGAGAAGAGUAAAGCGCUUCAUAUUAUAUGGCCAAAUCGGUAAUGUAAUUGGCUCUACAGUUUCAUCUGACAUCACCACACAAUCUAAUUCUCCCUGAUAACUUUUCAAAUGCCUUUAAAAGUCAUAAUUUUGUGUUUAAAUAAAGAGAAUAUUAUUUUGUAUGAAAUUGACAGGAAAUUGGCUUUCAUUUUAUUAUUUUAUAUUUUAUAAUUGCAUCAUUAUUACAAAUUAUAGGGUGACAUGGUAUUAUUAUAGACACACAUAAUGACAUUACACCGGCCGAUACAGCCAGGGGGUAAAACAGUAGGUGGUAUAAACAUACUAAAACUUAAUUCGGUCUCUGUACUGAUAAAGUGACAAUGUACUAGACACAGAGUAGUAUAACUGUGUGAAGCUGUCAUCAAUGAUUUAUUAAAGAUAAGUUAAUUUCAACACCUGGUUUUGACAUACAAAAUCAGGGUUUACAAAUUUAGAUGAGAACAAGAUGUUAGCUCCAAUAUCUGAUACAGAAAAUAAGAAUAUUUUGGUUGGAAAUAGAAGACAUUGUGAUCUAGCUUAUAGAUGGCUUAUGUUACACAUUGUGGUAUAUGAUGAUGAAUAUUUCUAAGCAAAAAUAUUUAUUUCAGUAGAAGUAAUACGUGAUCUGACAAAUCAGAAUGAAUAUGUAGAUUGAAUGUGUAUGUUGAUUACAUGUAUGAUUGGUAUGAGUGUGACCUUGUAUCUGAUCCUAGAUUGACUGUGAAUAAAAACUUGUGUACAAUAUAACUGAUAAUAAACCUGGUAUUUCAAA